This is a messenger RNA of Selaginella moellendorffii, 1393 nucleotides long. RefSeq names its product transcription factor MYB80. The coding region runs from base 1 to 1290 and encodes 429 amino acids. The transcript has 3 exons. The record is from RefSeq and is a predicted model, not a curated record. NCBI's taxonomy places the organism in Eukaryota, Viridiplantae, Streptophyta, Lycopodiopsida, Selaginellales, Selaginellaceae.
AUGGGAAGAGCGCCGUGUUGCGAGAAGGAUAGUGUCAAGAGGGGGCCGUGGACGCCCGAGGAGGACGCCAAGCUGCUCGCCUGCAUUGCGCAGCACGGCACUGGAAGCUGGAGGACACUCCCCAAGAAAGCUGGGCUCCAGAGAUGCGGCAAGAGCUGCCGGCUGCGCUGGACGAAUUACCUCCGCCCCGAUCUCAAGCACGGCCGAUUCACCGAUCACGAGGAGCAAUUGAUCGUCAAGCUCCACGCCGCUCUGGGCAGCAGAUGGUCGCUCAUCGCGGCCCAGCUCCCGGGAAGAACAGACAACGACGUCAAGAACUACUGGAACACGCGGCUCAAGAAGAAGCUGUGCGAGAUGGGCAUCGAUCCAAUCACCCACAAGCCAAUCUCGCAGCUCCUCGCCGAUCUCGCGGGCAGCAUCGCCAUCCCCAAAGGCGGCCAGAUCGCCGAGGCCGCGCUGGGCUGCUUCAAGGACGACAUGCUCAACGUCCUCAUGAGAAAGAGGCCUGACUGGCAGCAGUUAGAUCAAACCUCCACUCCAUCUCCAUCUCCAUCUCUCUCCAAUCCCCUCCUCCGUCCCACCACUGUCCAAGGAUCCCGCCAGAGCUGGCCGGGACCUUCCUCCAAGUCGAUCAAUCCAAUCGACCCAGUCGUCCACAAAAUCAAGCAGGGGCUCUCCACCGCUGUCCAGUCCAAGCUCCCACUACCACCAUCCUCGUCUCCUCUGGAUCACCACCACCACCACCACCCCCACGAUCGAGCUCACGAGAACUCCUCCAUGGCUCCCGACGUGCUGCUCAUGCGAGGUGGCGGGCCUGGAAUGUGUGCCUUCACGUCCAGCCCGGCUCCCUUCUCGGCCAGCGACGUCCAGCUCUCGUCCUUCUUCGACACCAGCACCAGCUCCGGCGGCUCCAUGAAAACUUCGAGCUUUGCGGCCGGAGCUUUCAAGCCGGCUCCUCCGGGGAGCUGGAACGAGGACGGAAGCAUGCUCGUCUCGGCCACACCGAGCACGUCUCUGGGGCUUCACGUCGCUGGACUGGCUUCAUCUCAGCAGCAAGACUUCUUCCAGCACCAGCAGCAGCAGCAAAUGGUGGUGACGGUGAAAGAGUCGAGCCCGGCUAGUCACGUCCAGAGGCCCGAGUCUGGCGAAGCCCAAGUUCCGUGGAGCCCGAGUGGAAGCGGGAGCAGCUGUAGCAGCACCACUCUGGCCGACGUCUCCGUCCUCGAGGGAGUGUUGAGCUCGGACGUUCCGCUAUGGGAUUUCUCCGAGUUGAGUUCUAUCAUCUCUUGAGCCUCGAACUCGGCGGGACGAACUUAGCUUCCUUGGUAGUUUUCUGUCAUCAUUUUUUUACUUCUUCUGCAAGGUAAAACUCGACGUUGCUUACGAUUCUUAU